Thecamonas trahens ATCC 50062 is the source of this 774-nucleotide messenger RNA. RefSeq lists its product as uncharacterized. The transcript has 3 exons. The record is from RefSeq and is a predicted model, not a curated record. The coding region runs from base 13 to 696 and encodes 227 amino acids. NCBI's taxonomy places the organism in Eukaryota, Apusomonadida, Apusomonadidae.
GACAAGGCAAACAUGGCCGUGAACAACGAGACCAAGCUGGGCAAUGUGCUUAACAUCAUCAUUGCUGUCAUGAACAUUGCUGUGGCGAUUCUGAUCGGAACGUAUGCGGUGAUCGAGCUGAUCAUUCCGGCGGAGGAGAUCCGCAGUGUGGUGGUCGGCGUGUUUCUGGUGCUCUUCUGCCUGAUCAUCAUCUCGUCCGAGUUUGUGCGGCCGAUGCUGUUCUACACGUUUGGCGGUUGCAUCCGCGACUACUUUGGCAUGGGCGUCCUGCUCAUCUUCCUCGGCGCGCUCGCGCUGGGCGAGGAGGACUUUGCGCUUGUGACUGCAGUUGUCUCGUUUGUUUGGGGCUGCGUCAACGUGCUCUUCCAGUUCCUGCCCAUCCCGCGGCACUCGCCGCUGUUUGCCACCCAGGCGUCGAUCGACUUUAUCGACGGCAAGCUGCACAUGGUCGGGUCGGCCAAGAUGGCGGCCAUCGAGAAGAAGGCGGCGAAGAAGUCGUCCAAGAAGGGGGCGAGCAAGGGCAAGCCCGCACCGGUCAAGAAGGCGUCCAAGAAGUCGUCCACUUCUGCAUCCAAGAAGGCGUCCAAGAAGACGUCCAAGAAGACGUCCAAGAAGGCCAAGCAGCCGGUGCCGUCGACGGCCUCGCUCACCACGGUCUCGGACUCGGACUCGGACUCUGACGAGUACUCUUCCUAAGCUGCCAAGGUGCCAAGGUGCCAGAUGUGGUCGUGGUCGUGGUCGUGGUCGUAUGGUAAAGCUCAACCAUAGCAUCAG